This is a messenger RNA of Chrysochloris asiatica (Cape golden mole), 921 nucleotides long. RefSeq names its product olfactory receptor 7A10-like. The transcript has a single exon. Gene Ontology annotation, biological process: G protein-coupled receptor signaling pathway. Bases 1 to 921 code for a protein of 306 amino acids. Gene Ontology annotation, cellular component: membrane. The record is from RefSeq and is a predicted model, not a curated record. NCBI's taxonomy places the organism in Eukaryota, Metazoa, Chordata, Mammalia, Afrosoricida, Chrysochloridae. Gene Ontology annotation, molecular function: G protein-coupled receptor activity; olfactory receptor activity.
AUGGAACCAGGAAACAAAACAAGUAGUUUAGAAUUCAUCCUCUUGGGGUUCUCAGAUGAGCCAGAACUUCAGCCCCUCCUCUUUGGACUGUUUCUGUCCAUGUACCUACUCACCUUCACUGGGAACCUGCUCAUCAUCCUGGUCAUCAUCACAGACUCUCACCUCCAUACACCCAUGUACUUUUUCCUCUCCAACCUCUCUGUUGCAGAUAUUUGUUUCACCUCCACCACUGUCCCGAAGAUGCUAUUGAAUAUUCAGAUGAAGAAUAAACUUAUCACCUAUGAAGACUGCAUCACUCAGUUGUAUUUUUUCUCACUUUUUGGAAGAUUAGAAAAUUUCCUCUUGACAGUGAUGGCCUAUGACCGUUUUGUGGCCAUCUGUCACCCACUGCACUACACAGUUAUCAUGAACCCCAAGAUCUGUGGUCUAAUGCUUCUGGCAUCCUGGUCAUUGAGUAUUCUGGACUCUCUAUUACAUAGCUUAAUGGUUUUGAGACUAACUUUUUGUACAGAAUUGGAAAUCUCCCAGUUUUUCUGUGAACUUAAUCAGAUAGUCCACCUUGCUUGCUCUGACACCUUCCUCAAUGACUUAGAGAUGUAUUUAGAAAUUGGACUUCUGGGAAUUAUUCCACUCACUGGGAUCCUUUAUUCUUACACUAAGAUUGUGUCCUCCAUUUUGAAGAUUGCAUCAGCUGGGGGAAAGUAUAAAGCCUUUUCUACUUGUGGAUCUCAUCUCUUAGUCAUUUCUUUGUUCUAUGGUACAGGUCUUGGAGUUUAUCUUAGCUCUACUGUUACUCAAAACUCCAGAGCCACUGCAAUAGCCUCAGUGACAUAUACUGUGGUCGCACCCAUGCUGAACCCUUUUAUUUACAGUCUUAGAAAUAAGGACAUAAAGCAGGGCCUAAGAAAACUUUUCAACUGA